CAGAGACGCAGUCGCUCCAAGUCCCCGUGGUCGUUUACGUGAGUAGCAUGGAGAGGUCGAAUGCAGUCAGACUGGUCACUGCAACCAAAACAUGUCGAUAUCUUCGUGGACGAGAAGGACCUGAGAAACAACAUCGAAGCGCUCCUGAAGGAAGUGCGGCCACUUUGGAAGCCGGCGGAGAUUAAGCUGAAGAUUUUUACCGAUGGAAUCACAAAUAAGCUUGUCGGUUGUCAUGUGGACCAAGAUAUGGAAGAAGUUGUUCUAGUAAGAAUAUACGGCAACAUGACAGAACUUUUUGUGGACCGUGAGAGCGAGGUGAAAAGCUUUCAAAUCCUUCAUGCUCACCACUGUGCUCCAGAACUUUACUGUACUUUUCAAAAUGGAAUAUGCUACGAAUUCAUCAAGGGAACAGUUCUAGACAUGUGGCUGCUCAGGAAGCCUUCCAUUUUCAGACUUGUAGCAAAAGAAAUGGCUCAGUUUCAUUCUGUCCAACCUGAUAAUGGUUAUUCUUCUGAACCUGUCCUCUGGAAGAAUCUCUCUAUGUACCUGACAUUACUUAAUUCCAGCCACUCGAAGCUAGCCACAGGUGUGAGUUCCAUGGACAUGAAUGAUGUGCCAAGUUUUGACAUUCUUUCCAGUGAAAUUGAAGAACUCAAAGGACACCUUUCCCAAAUUAAAUCCCCAGUGGUCCUGUGCCAUAAUGAUCUACUGUGUAACAAUAUAAUCUACAUUGAAGCAAAAGGAGAUGUAAAGUUCAUUGAUUAUGAAUAUGCUGGAUACAACUACCAAGCAUAUGAUAUUGGAAACCACUUUAAUGAAUUUGCAGGUGUCAGUGAAUUGGACUUCAGCAUGUAUCCACCUCAGGAAAUGCAGGUUGAAUGGCUGAAGUCCUACCUGGAGGUAUAUAAAGAGUGCACUGGCAGUGAACCAGAGGUGACUGAACUGGAAAUACAGAAGCUCUAUGUACAAGUGAACAAAUUUUCAUUGGCUUCACACUUUUCCUGGGGCCUCUGGGCAAUUCUCCAGUCCAGAUACUCCACUAUUGACUUUGAUUUCCUGAGGUAUGCAAGAGAACGUUUCAAACAGUAUUUCAAGAAGAAGGAUGAAAUCCUGGCCUUGCAGCUUCCCUACUGAUGCCAAGAAGAUCUGCAAUCUCAUUCACUGCUGUGGGAAAGAUGGAACAAAAUGGAAACAGUUGAAACUCUUAAGUGAGAAAGUACUAAAAGUUCAGUGUACUUGGAAUCACAAAGUAACAGAGGAGUGAAUCAAGUAUUUCUCAAACUGACUGGUGAAGUCCUCUUUGGAUAUUUAAUUAUAAUAAAUACAAUAUUAGUUACUAGAAAUGAAUGAAUAAAAAAUUGCUAUGGAUCAUUGUGUUAUUUGUACUUCUAAUAUAUGUACUGAUGCUAUAUACCUUCAGGCAUUGUCUACUGUUAUCUUCAAUCAAAUAUUUUUAUUUGAUUGACAAUUUGAAAUAGUUAUUGAACUAUUGUUAAUUGCCACAUAUUUGGCACUUAGUUAUAAGAAAAAAUCAGAUCAAACUAUGUCCAUCUUUUCUUCCAAUAAUGUUGAGUAGCCAUAGGUUUUAUCAUAAUUUACAAAUGCAAAUAUUAACUCAAUUUCUAAAGAAACAUUUAAAAAUGAGUAAGUUCUGGAAAACUUUAAAAAUCUGGAAAUGCACAACUAGUUAAUCAGUGUAUGAAAGAGAAAGGUGAUUAUUUCUGUAUAGAACUCUUCAUCAGAUUUUCCAUCACAUCUGACCCAAUAAAGGAUACUUGAUCUUUCACAUUCUGAUUGAGCUACUGUAAAUUUAUAAUUUAAAAUGUU
Molecule: messenger RNA, 1827 nt
Organism: Pristis pectinata (smalltooth sawfish)
Lineage: Eukaryota; Metazoa; Chordata; Chondrichthyes; Rhinopristiformes; Pristidae
Product: ethanolamine kinase 1-like
Exons: 8
Coding region: 61-1134 (357 amino acids)
Biological process (GO): phosphatidylethanolamine biosynthetic process
Cellular component (GO): cytoplasm
Molecular function (GO): ethanolamine kinase activity
Source: RefSeq, a predicted model, not a curated record